AUGUUUCAGGAGUUGGUAGGGGCGCCUUUCCGUCUUUGGUGGUGUGGUUUCGUCACUGAUGUAGUCGCUGCUCUGGUGGGCUCAACCGUUUCUCUUGUUGUGGUUGUUAUGGCGGAAGUUGGUGGCGUUUUGGUGGGUUUCGCAGUGUUGAUUCAGUGGUUAACAACGGUUCCUAUGAAUCUGUGUGGCCGUCGUGGAGUUCGUCUUCAGAGGGUUGGGUGA
This is a messenger RNA of Arabidopsis thaliana (thale cress), 222 nucleotides long. RefSeq lists its product as uncharacterized. Lineage: Eukaryota; Viridiplantae; Streptophyta; Magnoliopsida; Brassicales; Brassicaceae. The coding region runs from base 1 to 222 and encodes 73 amino acids. The record is from RefSeq and is marked reviewed. The transcript has 2 exons.